Molecule: messenger RNA, 1983 nt
Organism: Medioppia subpectinata
Lineage: Eukaryota; Metazoa; Arthropoda; Arachnida; Sarcoptiformes; Oppiidae
Source: the annotation of a GenBank genome assembly
AUGAAAUUUAAAUCAGUAAAUGACACCUUAAAUGACGAGCAAAACAAACUGAGCUUGGUAAACAAAGUGCCGGCGCUGUUCACACCGCUCACCAUCAGAAAUGUUACCCUAAGGAACCGGAUAUGCGCCACACCUAUGUCUAUGUACAGUAGCCGCGACGGUAUGGCCAGUGAUUUUCAUUUCGGUCACUUGCAGUCGUUCGCGUUGGGAGGCGUGGCUUUGGUCAUGACUGAGGCCACGGCUGUCACACCGGAGGGUCGGAUCAGUGCCAGUGAUUGCGGCCUUUGGUCGGACCAACACAUCCGCCCCUUCGCCCGUAUUGUGGACCAAAUCAAAAGUUUCGGUGCCAUCGCUGGCAUACAAUUGGGUCACUCCGGACGCAAAGGCAGUUGCGAAGUGCUUUGGGCCGGAGGCGAGUCCCUGAGUGAUGGUAAGGGUGGUUGGCCUACGAUAGCGCCGAGUCCUCUGGCCUUUGGUAAUCAAAUCUGGAAAGUGCCAAAAGAGGCCACUAUUGAUGACUUAUUGGAUGUUAGAAAAGCGUUUAUCGCGGCGGCCAAUAGGGCUGUUAAGGCCGGCUUUCAGGUAAUUGAGCUGCACUUUGGCAACGGAUAUCUUGUGCACCAAUUCCUGUCUCCGGUGACCAACAAAAGGUCCGACAGAUAUGGCGGCAAUCUUGAGAAUCGGAUGCGUUUGGCGCUGGAGAUCGCCGGCGCCGUCCGGGAAACACUGCCCGACACCACUGUAUUGGGUGUGAGGGUAUCGGUCAGCGAUUUGGUGUCCAACGGCUGGGAUAUACCGCAGACCAUAGAGUUGGCCAAAGAGUUGAAGGCAUUGGGCGUUGACUUUAUGUCGUGCAGUUCGGGUCAAUUGGUCCCGCGAUCGCAGACUAAUGCGCCGGCACUGUUCACACCCAUAACCAUACGGGGCGUCACAUUCAGGAACCGUAUAAGUGUGUCGCCGAUGGCCACGUCGGCCAGCGAGGAGGGUAUGGUCACCGACUUUCACCUUGGACAUUUGCAGGGCUUCGCGAUGGGCGGCGCCGCUCUGGUGAUGACUGAGGCCACGGCGGUGUCGCCACAGGGACUGAUCAGUCCAACGGAUAACGGCAUAUGGGGUGACCAACACAUCGCUCCGUUGGCCCGCAUUGUCAAAGAGAUCAAGAAGUACGGCGGUGUGGCCGGCAUUCAGCUCAACCAUUCCGGCCGUAAGGGUAGCUGCAAAACGGGUUGGGAGGGCGGCGCCACCAUUCCCGAUGAAGAGGGCGGUUGGCCUACUGUGGCUCCCAGUGCUAUAGCCUAUGAUAAUGAGACCAUUUGGAGAGUUCCCAAAGAGGCCACCAUUGAAGACAUCGAGCAAAUUAAGGCACAGUUCGCGGCGGCGGCCCAGAGAGCCGUUAAGGCCGGCUUUGAGGUAAUUCAGCUACACUUCGCUCAUGGUUAUAUUGUCCACCAAUUCAUGUCUCCGCUCACAAACAAGCGGACAGACAAUUACGGCGGAAGUCUGCAAAACCGGAUGCGCUUCGGACUGGAAGUGGCGGAGAGUGUGGCCAAAGUAAUACCCGAUAACGUUGUGUUGGGCGCCAGGAUUACGGUGAGCGACGGCGUGCGUAACGGUUGGGACGUUCCCUCAGCCGUCGAGUUCGCCAAACAACUCAAGCCUAAGGGUCUGGAUAUGGUUGACUGCAGCGGGUAUAGCGGUCUCACCCCUUACGACCCCAACAACCGGCUGACAGACAGCUAUGCCGUACAGUUGACGGCCAGCGAGCGUAUGCAGAAAGAGGCCGGUUUGGUCACGUCGGUCAUCGGCGGUGUGUUUAGUCCGAAGUACGCCAAUCAGUUGGUGGCCAACGGGACGGCAUCGAUGGUGAUGUUGGGCCGGGCCUUUCUCAAUAACCCCCACUGGCCGUAUCACGCGGCCGAUGUGCUCGGCGUCCAGCAAAUGGAUCUCUACCCUAAGUAUUACGGUUAUGCCAUAUCGGGCCAG